AUGCUCUUGAGAUUUUAUCAAGGAUUCGCUGAUGGCCAUAUUUAUGUUACUUGCUAUGCUAUUGUAUCAACUGAGUUUACUCAAAAUAGAGGAGAAGCAAUAGGAUACUUAGAAGCAGGAAUGGGAUUGGGUUUAAUGAUGGGAGCUCCAUUAGGAUAAGCAUUUUCAGUUUUAAUGAGCUAUCCGUUUAUUUUCUUUGGGUCUGGAAUACUCCUUAUUUUACCACUUACCUUAACUGCAUUUUUAAUACCAAGAAGGGUCGAAAAAUAUUAAGAAGAUAAAGUUAUCAAUAGAAUGGAUACUCAAAUUGCAUAUGAGGUUUCUUAUGGCGAGAUAUUAAAGAAUACUAAAGUCUUGAAUUCUUUGCUUUUUUCUAUUAUUGGAGGAGUAGUUAUGAUUUUCAAUUAAAUGCUAAUUACAAAUUAAUUAGUAAAAAUAGGUGUCUCACCAUAAUUAACAGGUAAUUAUUUUAUUAAAAAAAUUUAGGGUAUAUAAUGGGGAUUUCUGGACUGUCAUUUUUCAUUUUCAGCAUCAUUUGUGGAAUUAUGGUUGAUAAGGUAGAAAAUUAUUAUUUAGUUUAAGCAUCUUUCAUAACAAGUGCUUUAUCAUUAUAUCUUCAAGGAUCUUCUAACAUUUUGUGGACAACUCAGUAAUUAAUUUAUCCAAAUUACACCAAUUUAUAGAUAUUCUCUUGCACGAAUGUUUAUCGGAAUGGUUCUUAUGGAUUUAUCUAUUUCGCUUCUAUCAACUUCUUUGCUUCCAAAUAUUAUAAAGGCAGUCGAAGAAAAAGAAAAAAUAAGUGAGAAUAAUGACUAACUAAUUGAUAAAGCUUCAACACUCUACACUCUAUAAUUUACGAUCAUUUCUUUACUUGCACCUAUGCUAGGCGGCUAAUUAAGUGAUAAUUUUGGAUAUAACAAAUCAUGUGAUUUGAUGGGAAUGACCUCAGCUUUCCUUGGCAUUUUAUAUUUCGUAGUCAAUAUAUUAAUUAAGAAUUUGAGAACUUGA
Stylonychia lemnae is the source of this 1008-nucleotide messenger RNA. The record is from the annotation of a GenBank genome assembly. Lineage: Eukaryota; Ciliophora; Spirotrichea; Sporadotrichida; Oxytrichidae.